UAAAACCAAUAACCCCAACAACAAACACAACCCACCAAAGAGAAGGGAGGCAUAUAAAUUCUCCCGGCUGUUCUCGACGGCUGUCCUUUCCUCAAUGAGUCGUUGAGAUCCGGCAUUGAUCGAUUAGAAACAGUAAAAGGUCUGCAAAAUGGUUGCUCAGGGAUUCACUGUGGAUCACAAUAAGCCCCUUGUAUUUCAGGUUGGUCAUCUUGGUGAAUCUUACGAGGAAUGGGUUCACCAACCCAUUGUGACAAAGGAAGGCCCUCGCUUUUUCCACAGUGACUUUUGGGAGUUCUUGACCCUUACAAGAUGGUGGGUGAUUCCUGUAAUUUGGUUGCCAGUUGCGAUCUGGUGCAUCUCCAAGUCAGUAAGUAUGGGCCUUUCGCUUACAGAAAUCGUCCCAUUGAUAGCGCUGGGAAUAUUUAUUUGGACGUUUAUAGAAUAUACUCUUCACCGGUUCCUUUUCCACAUCAAGACCAAGAGUUAUUGGGGAAACACGGCGCACUAUCUUCUUCACGGAUGUCAUCACAAGCACCCAAUGGACCACCUUCGACUCGUCUUUCCUCCUGCUGCAACAGCGGUUUUAUGCUUUCCUUUCUGGAACCUUGUGAAGCUUUUCGCAACUCCUUCAACCACACCUGCCUUGUUUGGAGGCGGCAUGCUCGGGUACGUGAUGUAUGAUGUUACUCACUACUACCUUCACCAUGCACAACCAACUAGAGCAGUGACCAAGAAUCUCAAGAAAUAUCAUUUGAACCAUCACUUCAGGAUUCAGGACAAGGGAUUUGGUAUAACAUCAUCUCUAUGGGACAUAGUGUUUGGGACACUACCCACCACAAAAGCCCCUAAAAGAGAGCAGUAGUGUACUAAGUUGCAAAACUAAAAGGAUAUUUGGGAACACAGUUAAAUCUUAAAUUUAUUGAUCAUCAUCCCUCAUGAGUUUUGAGAUGUUUGUCUGAGGUUUUCAUUUGGAUCACUGUCUUUGUAAAUCUAUGUUUCUUAUCCUAUUUAAUAGUUGUGGUGUG
Molecule: messenger RNA, 1025 nt
Organism: Brassica oleracea var. oleracea
Lineage: Eukaryota; Viridiplantae; Streptophyta; Magnoliopsida; Brassicales; Brassicaceae
Product: fatty acid 2-hydroxylase 1
Exons: 7
Coding region: 149-862 (237 amino acids)
Biological process (GO): fatty acid metabolic process; lipid biosynthetic process
Cellular component (GO): membrane; endoplasmic reticulum
Molecular function (GO): iron ion binding; fatty acid 2-hydroxylase activity
Source: RefSeq, a predicted model, not a curated record